This is a messenger RNA of Didymodactylos carnosus, 783 nucleotides long. The record is from the annotation of a GenBank genome assembly. Lineage: Eukaryota; Metazoa; Rotifera; Eurotatoria; Philodinida; Philodinidae.
AUGAUUGUUUGUGGAUCAAUAAGAAUUUACUGGAAUAUUCAUUCUCAAAUUCAACUAAAAUCCGGACGAUCAAUUCCACUAGGUUUGUAUCCAAAAUCAAUAGGAAUCUUUGAUUUAAAUCAUCAAGAAUUAAAGAGUAAUGAAACAAGUGAUAUGGAAAAUUUUCAACAAAAGAAUCUCGAUUCGCCAUUUAAAAGUCCAAGUUUUGAUGAUAUUGCAUUAUUAACACGAUUAUCAUUGGAUGAUAUGAAUUUAAGGCGUAGUCAAACAAUUAAACUACCUUCUAGUCGACGAAAAACAUAUGGAAUAUUGUUUCCUACUUUUAUGUCGACCAAUGAUGACGAGGAGUCAAGAUCAUUUAUUCCAGCAACAGAUAGUAUGACCACUAUUUAUAUCAGUAGUAGCACAACAUCCAUCGAAGCUAUACACACUCUAUUUGAAAAACAUUAUAUUGAAACAAACUCAAGUUUAUUUUCAUUAUAUAAAGUUGAAAAAUUAAAUGGUAAUAUUUUUGAAUUAAAUGAUGAUGAUUUUCCUCUAUUAUUACGAAUAUUAUCCGGACCUUUUAAUGACACUCAAUUUUAUAUUAUGGAAAAAGGGCGAAGUCAAACGGUACCAAUCGAAGUAUCGAAUUAUCUUUUAUUACCAGAAACAAUGUUAAAAGCGUUUAUUGAAAAAUUUACAAAUGAAGAAAUUGAUUCGAUCAAUGAUAUAAAACGAAAAUAUUUAGCCUAUAAACAAUUACUAUUGAAAGAAUUUGAAAAACAUAUCGAAAAUAAGUAA